Messenger RNA from Sycon ciliatum, 1576 nucleotides. Its product is annotated as actin-2-like. Bases 71 to 1201 code for a protein of 376 amino acids. NCBI's taxonomy places the organism in Eukaryota, Metazoa, Porifera, Calcarea, Leucosolenida, Sycettidae. The record is from RefSeq and is a predicted model, not a curated record. The transcript has 3 exons.
UGAGCUUGCAGCCCAAGUAACUCUUUCGUUUCAGUGCUCCAUAUUUCUCAACCAACAACCCUCUUCCAAAAUGUGUGACGACGACGUUGCCGCUCUUGUCGUAGACAAUGGCUCCGGUAUGUGCAAAGCCGGUUUCGCCGGUGAUGACGCACCCCGUGCCGUCUUCCCCUCCAUCGUCGGCCGUCCCCGCCAUCAGGGUGUGAUGGUCGGUAUGGGCCAGAAGGACAGCUACGUCGGAGACGAGGCUCAGUCCAAGAGAGGUAUCCUGACGCUCAAGUACCCCAUUGAGCACGGUAUCGUCACCAACUGGGACGACAUGGAGAAGAUCUGGCAUCACACUUUCUACAACGAGCUGCGUGUUGCACCAGAGGAGCACCCGGUCCUCCUGACCGAGGCUCCCCUCAACCCCAAGGCUAACCGCGAGAAGAUGACUCAGAUCAUGUUCGAGACGUUCAACACCCCGGCUAUGUACGUCGCCAUCCAGGCUGUGCUCUCCCUGUACGCCUCCGGCCGUACCACCGGUAUCGUCUUGGACUCCGGUGAUGGUGUGUCCCACACCGUCCCAAUCUAUGAGGGAUACGCUCUGCCCCACGCCAUCCUCCGUCUCGACUUGGCUGGCCGUGACUUGACCGACUACCUCAUGAAGAUCCUCACGGAGCGUGGAUACUCUUUCACCACCACUGCUGAGCGUGAAAUCGUCCGCGACAUCAAGGAGAAGCUUGCUUUCGUCGCCCUCGACUUCGAGCAGGAGAUGGCCACCUCUGCCCAGAGCUCCUCCCUGGAGAAGAGCUACGAGCUCCCCGACGGUCAGGUCAUCACCAUCGGCAACGAGCGAUUCCGCUGCCCUGAGGCUCUCUUCCAGCCAUCUUUCCUCGGAAUGGAGCAGGCUGGUAUUCACGAGACCACCUACAACUCCAUCAUGAAGUGCGACGUGGACAUCCGUAAGGACCUGUACGCCAACAUCGUCCUGUCCGGUGGCACCACCAUGUACCCAGGUAUUGCCGACCGUAUGCAGAAGGAGAUCGUUGCCCUGGCACCACCCACCAUGAAGAUCAAGAUCAUUGCCCCACCAGAGCGCAAGUACUCCGUUUGGAUCGGAGGCUCCAUCCUGGCCUCGCUCUCCACCUUCCAGCAGAUGUGGAUCUCCAAGCAGGAGUAUGAUGAGUCUGGCCCCAGCAUUGUCCACCGCAAGUGCUUCUAAAGUGCUGCUGUGUGCAGCUGAUGAAAUUGCACAGCUAAGACAAGACUGGUCCUGAACCAUAAUACAUGCUUGGCUUGAUUGCGCGUCGCCAUCUUGUCCAGGCAUUCUGCUAUACUGAUCUAUCUACAUAAUGCCCACCUCUGAUCUCCAGUACGAUAGGCAUUUCUCGAGUUGAAUUAUCCAAAGAUCAUCUUUUAUAAAUAUUUUCUAUCAAAACCUCUUUUUGGCCAUCUCGUAGUUCUACCUUUUAUUUCUCACUCUCUCCUUCUCGAUCUGUAAUGUACAGAGAUUCAUAAUUAUCAUUAUUUUCUGGUAUUGAAGACUGCUGGUCAGCACGGAUAAAUUGUACAAAAAAAGGAGAAAACAUAUCGACAA